AGAAGGAAGCGGACGAGGAUGCAGAGCUGAGGUUGUGAGUGUUGGAAUGGAACUCCGCUUUGUUCAACAGUAGGGGAGGGCAGACGGACGGAUUCACACAGUUGCCUCGACCGCCGGAUAGAAGCACUAAAACACAGACACGGGGACGAACGGUUCCGGCUAGAUUUUGUCCAGCUGUGUCACAGCGUGCCUCGUCUUUCGUGGAACUUUUCGUGGAUUUUUCCGUCACGCAGGGAUGUCAAAGCGAGUACGAAGCAGAGAGGUCUGCGCUGAUUGCAGUGCUCCGGAGCCUCGCUGGGCCUCCGUCAACAGGGGAGUGUUGAUCUGCGACGAGUGCUGCAGCAUCCACCGAGGUCUGGGCCGACACAGCUCUCAAGUCCGACAUCUGACCCAUUCAUCAUGGCCACCGUCCCAGUUACAGAUGGUCCAGACACUGUAUGGCAAUGGAGCUAAUUCCAUUUGGGAGCAUAGCCUUCUGGACCCUUCGUCCUCCGUGAGUGGAAAACGUAAAGCAAAUCCCCAGGACAGAGUUCAUCCCAACAAGACAGAAUUCAUCAAGGCCAAAUAUCAGAUGUUAGCGUAUGUCCAUCGAAUGCCCUGUCGAGAGGAUGAUAGCGUGACCUCAAAAGACCUCAGCAAGCAACUCCACUCCAGCGUUCGCACCGGGAACCUGGAGACGUGCCUUAGACUCUUGUCGCUGGGAGCCCAGGCCAACUUCUUCCAUCCAGAGAAAGGAAACAGCCCACUUCACAUAGCAGCUAAAGCUGGUCAGAUGCUCCAAGCAGAGCUGUUGGCGGUUUACGGAGCGGAUCCAGGAGCUCUGGACUCCAGCGGAAAAACUCCCAUCGAUUAUGCACGACAAGCUGGACACCAUGAGCUGGCAGAGCGUCUGGUGGAGAUCCAGUAUGAACUCACCGACCGUUUAACAUUUUAUCUCUGUGGUAGGAGACCAGAUCACAGAAAUGGGCAGCACUUCAUUAUUCCACAGAUGGCAGACAGAAAUAACAGUCUGGAUUUGUCUGAAUUUGCCAAAGUGGCAAAGAAAAAGCUGCAGUCGCUGAGUAAUCAUCAGUUUGAAGAACUGGCCAUGGAUGUUUAUGAUGAAGUCGACAGAAGGGAAACAGACGCAGUGUGGCUGGCCACACAAAACCACAGCACCCUGGUCACGGACACCACCGUUGUACCUUUUCUGCCUGUGAAUCCAGAGUACUCGUCUACCAGAAACCAGGGUCGUCAGAAAUUGGCGAGGUUCAGCGCUCAUGAAUUUGCCACCUUGGUGAUUGAUAUUCUGACUGAUGCCAAACGUCGACAGUGGGGCAAUUCCUGCGAAAGUCCUAAAGAGAACGUGGAACUGAUCCUUCAGGGAAUCGACAGCCGUCACAACAGCGACAGCCAGGACAACGAUCAGCCUGAUUACGACAGUGUUGCGUCAGAUGAAGACCCGGUGCUGGAGGCAACAUGUGGAGACAGCUGCAACGAUGACAGGACCAAGAGUUCCGAGUCAUCUGACCUCUCUGACGGACCAAUCACAGUGCAGGAAUUUAUGGAAGUGAAGAGCGCCCUCACUGCCUCGGAAGCCAAAAUACAGCAGCUUCUCAAAGUCAACUGUCACCUGAGUGAAGAGCUGCGGAUGAUGCAAAGCAAGCUGAACUCCCUGCAGACUGAGAACACGAAGCUGCGUUGGCAGUCCCCCGGGGGGCAGCAACACCUGCAGGCGCCCUGCAGUCGACACCCGCCACGCGGAGGUCGAGCCAUGUCCAUGUACGAGACGGGUUCCGCACCGAGGCAGUACUCCCACCGCGGCGACACCGCCCGGCACGAGGACGGAGUCAUUCUACAACCGUUCCCGACCAACAUUGGGAGGGGUCCUUUGGGGACGGCAGCUUCCUCCCUCCCUACCUUCCCCUCUUCCCUGUCCUGGUCGCGGGAUGAGAGAUCUCGAAGGGGCUGCAGCUUGGAAGGUCGCAGCACGAUGCUGCACAAUGAUUCUGACAUCACAGCCAACCACUCAGAACUGGAGGAGACUGGAAGCCCUCUUUCGGCUUCUGAUGCUGGUGAAGCAGAGGCUUUGGGGGAAAAAGAUGCCUCUCUCCCCAGCACAGAAGAUGUCAUCUGUAAGACGGAGCAGAUCACCAAGAACAUACAGGAGCUUCUGAGAGCGGCUCAGGACACCAAACAUGAACACUUCCUGCCGUGUUCUGAAAAGAUUUGUGUGGCUGUAACAGAGAUGGCCGCUCUGUUUCCCAAGAGGCCGUCCUCCGACACCGUGCGGUCGUCUCUGUGUCUGCUCACUUCGAGUGCCAGCCGGCUGCACGGAGAGUGCCAGAAGGCCGCGGACCACAGUCCCUGCCCGUCGGACAUCCAGCUGGUCACCCAGCAGGUCAUCCAGUGCGCCUAUGACAUUGCCAAAGCUGCCAAGCAACUAGUCACUGUGACAACCAAAGAAAAUAACAACUAGCUAAACGUCCCAAAGAACUGCAACGGACAAAAAAGUUUAAUCUUGAUAAUUACUAACUAAGAAUUUAGCUUCGUCAGUUAAGGCCCACUUUCGUUGUUUUCCUCUAGUUUUUAGUGUGAACUUUGACAUUCAUUCCUUCAACCGUGAACAAACGAGUAUUGAUCAUUCAAGAGCUUUAUUUCCUUUUUAUACAGAAAAGAAAAAUCCCUAUUUUUUACCUCAUUUAAGGGAUAAUUGCAUAUACAUAUAUGUGUGUAUAUAUGUAUGUAUGUACAUACAUAUAUACAAAUAUAUAAAUGUAUGUGUCUAUACACAUAUAUGUGUAUAUAUAUAUGGCAUUGGUUGUACUUUUUGGUUGUUAAGACCAAAUAUUUUGCCCGGAUGUGUGGCAGCGACAACAUAGCAUAGCUCCAGUGUUCUCCACUGACAUUGGUGUAACAUAUAUUUUGACCAUUUUAUAUUUGUUUUGUUUUUUUUUUUUUGUUGUUUUUUAACGUUGCAUUGACAAAAAACUAAAGUCUUGAAACUCAACAUCACUUCUGAACAAAAACAAACAAUGAAGCGGAUGACAAAGCAAAAAAAAAAAAAAACCAUGGUACAUCAAACGCCAUGUGAGUAUCAAUAGUAUGUGAACCUUUAUUCCAUCCAGUCCUUCUUCCUCUACCUGAGGGUGUAUGUAUAUGCAAUGUUUAGGUCAUUUUUUUUGGAGUUGAAAUGUUACAGUUAUACAUUGGUGUGUGUGUGCGUAUGUGUGUGUGUGUCUGUGAGUUUAUUAAGCAAAGAUGGGCCGGUUGUGAUUGACUUGUAAUAGCGUUAUGCAAAUACCUAUAUAUGAUGUGCUGUAUGUAUCGAUGUCAUACAGAAAAUAACCCAAAUGCUAUUCUAUUUAUAAAGUGUAUGUCAUACCUCUGGGGAAAUAUCAGCGUUUAUUUUCAUAGGGUACUGUUGUUGAACUUGAUGCUCUUCACAGGCUAACGUUUGCUGUGAUGUCUCACGUGGCUGUUGGUUAGCUCGAGGCAACUUGUGAAAUCUGUUUUGUUUGGUGUGGUGCUCGGCAAUUCUGCUGUGUCAGUAACAGCCCCAGGUCAAUGCACCCUCCAAAUUAAGGGACAUCUUGGAGAACUUCUCUCUGACUCACUGUUGUAGACCAAGGGGUGGAAAGUAUACAGUAAUACUACAUACAAGUGUACAACUGUCUGUGAAUGUAAUUUUGUUUUUUGUUUUUUCUGUAGCUGCAGCAUCCUCAGUGUACGCAGUAAAUAUUCAGCCCUUGCCCAAAACCGCAAUUCUUCCCUAAUCUGUUGGAAAAUACAAUUUCAGGUUGAGCCACAUUUCAACAUGCAGCAGAAAGAAGGAAACACUCCUUUAACUUUAUUGUGGGCGUUAUGUGCAUGGACGUUGCUAAAGCCAGUCUAAGCCAAUGAUAUUUACCAUUGGUUUUGGAAUACAGCAGCUAUGAACCAGAGUGUUGUUGAUAGGCAAUUCCUGAUUUGUUCUCAACAUCCCAACCUACUAAUGACCAAAUUUGUUCUCACUAAGUUGUGGUGUUUUCUGGCAUGUUCCCUUUUAAAAUAAUGUUUUUAAUCAUACACUUUAUAUCAGGGGUCCCCAACCCCUGGUCCAGGGACCGGUGCUGGUACGUAGGUCAUUUAGUACCGGGCCACAGUGGGACAGAUUGAAAAAAAAUCUUGAAGAAUCCAAAUAAAUGGAUAUAGUCCUUCAGUUCAGAGAUUUGUGAUUUGACUAAAUUGGGACUAUAUUACUACAAAUCAACUGAAUGACAGUUGUCCAUUUUAGCAGUUUCUUUAAAUGAUAAAUGAAUAGAUUUAAUGUACAACCUUUAACCUUCACUCCAUCUCCGUUUUAUUGAGUAAUAAUUUUAUUUAUUUAUCCUUAUUUUUUUAAAAGGCUAAUUUGAAAAAUACUGGCGACCCUUGUUUGGGCCCCGCCCCUGUAUUUGGAUAAACGACAAAACACAGAGUAGUGUCUUUCCGCCCCUGGUUUCAGCCGUAAGUCAUUGUAGCCUACAGUUGUACCACUAUUAUUCGUGUCUUGGGAUAAAUAAAGCUUCUAACUCGUA
Molecule: messenger RNA, 4538 nt
Organism: Cynoglossus semilaevis (tongue sole)
Lineage: Eukaryota; Metazoa; Chordata; Actinopteri; Pleuronectiformes; Cynoglossidae
Product: ARF GTPase-activating protein GIT2-like
Exons: 21
Coding region: 236-2458 (740 amino acids)
Biological process (GO): brain development; regulation of ARF protein signal transduction; synaptic vesicle recycling
Cellular component (GO): synapse
Molecular function (GO): small GTPase binding; GTPase activator activity
Source: RefSeq, a predicted model, not a curated record